Lathyrus sativus (Indian pea) is the source of this 939-nucleotide messenger RNA. The record is from the annotation of a GenBank genome assembly. Lineage: Eukaryota; Viridiplantae; Streptophyta; Magnoliopsida; Fabales; Fabaceae.
AUGGAUUCUUUGGCUACAACAUCUGUUCUUUCUAAUCACUCUGUUCCAUUUUCUACUAACUCCAAAUUGAGAGCCACUUUACAUAGAAUUUACAGAAGCACAACCAAAGAAAAGUUAUGUCUCUCUUUCUCUAGGAAUAAUUAUCUAGUUGGGAGGAAUGUUGUAAUCAAAUCAAGCAGAGAAGGGUCUUAUUUGAAAACCCAACAAGAACAUGGAACUUGGGAAGAACCAGAUAUUGCGAGUGACAGUGAUAGCGAGUAUGGUGUUGAAGAAGACGAGAGCCUUGGAUUUGAAAGUGAUGGGGAAGAGACAGAGACUCCACAAACUGCCGGUGAUCAGGCUGAGUAUGAGGAGAGUAUUAAGAAAGAGGUUGAACAGCUUUUGGAACCAGAAGAAAGAAAAAUAUUGCAACAAAAUGUAACUCCUAACGUAGAAAAAAUAUCAUCUGAAAAAUGGAGCCCACUGCACUCUCUUGCCUUAUCACUUCAAGUUUAUAGCAUGGACCAGCUCAUUCAAAAUGGUUACGAUAUUGAUUUCCUCAAUAAGGAAGGUCUCACUGCGCUUCAUAAGUCAAUCAUAGGUAAAAGGGAAGCGGUUACAAGCCAUCUUUUACGGAAAGGUGCAAAUCCUCAUGUCAAGGAUAAGGAUGGAGCUACUCCACUUCAUUAUGCAGUUCAAGUUGGUGCAAAGCAAACUGUGAAAUUAUUGAUUAAAUACAACGUUGAUAUCAACGUUGCAGAUAACGAAGGUUGGACCCCGUUGCAUGUUGCCAUUCAAAGCAGGAAUAGAGAUAUAGCGAAAAUUUUGUUAGUCUAUGGUGCAGAUAGAAUGAUGAAAAAUAAGGAUGGAAAAACAGCACUGGAUCUAAGCUUUUGUUAUGGAAAAGACUUCAUGUCUUAUGACCUGGCUAGAUUACUGAAGGUAGUUGAAGCCAACUGA